AUGUCUUCAUCACCUCCAAGCUCUGGAACUCCCAGCACGACCCCAAGGUCGUCGCCGCCGCUCUCGAUGACUGCCUCCAGGAGCUCGGCCUCGAGUACCUUGACCCAGAAGCACGUCGGCCAGGACCUCUUCCCCCUCACCGGUGGAAACGAGCCUGAUGGCGAUGUCGAGAUCGACGACAGCAUCUCCAUUGUUGACACAUGGAAGGCCAUGACCGAACUCCCCAAGUCCAAGGCCCGCGCCGUCGGUGUUUCCAACCACACCAAGGAGCACCUCGAGGCCCUCAUCAAGGGCACUGGCGUCACCCCUGCUGCCAACCAGAUCGAGCGCCACCCUCUCCUCAUCCAGCCUGAGCUCAUCGCUUACUGCAAGGAGAAGAACAUCCACGUCACCGCCUACUCCGCCUUUGGAAACAACAUGGUCGACGCUCCUCUCCUCUUCACCUACCCCGAGGUCAAGGCCGUUGCUGAGCGUCUCACCAAGGAGAAGGGCACCGAGGUCACACCCACACAAGUCCUCCUUGCUUGGGCCCAGGUUGGCGGCCACAGUGUCAUCCCCAAGUCCGUGACCCCCAAGCGCAUUGCUCAGAACUUCCAGGAGAUCGACCUUUCCGAGUCCGACAUCAAGGAGGUUGAGGAGGUUGGCAAGCAGCAGCGCCGAUACAACGUUCCCUACGUCGCCAACAAGCCUCGAUGGAACGUCAACAUCUUUGGCGAUGAGGCUGAAAAGCCUGCUACACACCAGGUUAUCAUUUAA
Molecule: messenger RNA, 756 nt
Organism: Fusarium graminearum PH-1
Lineage: Eukaryota; Fungi; Ascomycota; Sordariomycetes; Hypocreales; Nectriaceae
Product: aldehyde reductase 1
Exons: 7
Coding region: 1-756 (251 amino acids)
Cellular component (GO): cytosol
Molecular function (GO): aldose reductase (NADPH) activity
Source: RefSeq, a predicted model, not a curated record